This is a messenger RNA of Drechmeria coniospora, 2292 nucleotides long. RefSeq lists its product as uncharacterized. Gene Ontology annotation, cellular component: spliceosomal complex; intracellular anatomical structure. Lineage: Eukaryota; Fungi; Ascomycota; Sordariomycetes; Hypocreales; Ophiocordycipitaceae. The transcript has 3 exons. The record is from RefSeq and is a predicted model, not a curated record. Gene Ontology annotation, molecular function: ATP binding; RNA binding; RNA helicase activity. Bases 1 to 2292 code for a protein of 763 amino acids.
AUGGCCUCUCAUCACAUAACGGCAGAGAAGCGCGCCAGUGUCGACGCCGAAGAUGUCUCUAGGAAGAAGGCAAAGAAGGCCGAGGAUGCUGGUGCUAGGUACAACCCGUACCUCGCACACAUGAACCAAGACGACAAUGGCAACGGCUGCGAUGCAUUCGAUGACAUGAAACGCCAUCAGACGACAGCCGCGCAAGCCGCCAAGGCCGAAGAUAUGGCGAAUAAUCCCUUCACCGGAAAACCACACUCCCAGCGGUACUUUAGUAUCCUCGAAACUCGCCGAGACUUGCCCGUCCAUAAGCAGCGGCAAGAAUUCCUCAAUAAAUAUCACUCGACCCAGAUUCUUGUCUUUGUUGGUGAGACCGGUUCCGGAAAGACAACUCAGAUCCCUCAGUACGUUGUUUGGGAUGAGCUACCCCAGCAGACCGGCAAGCUCAUUGCUUGUACGCAACCCCGUCGAGUCGCCGCCAUGUCCGUUGCGCAGCGUGUUGCCGACGAAAUGGACGUUACUUUGGGCGAAGAGGUCGGCUACAGCAUACGAUUUGAGGACAUGACGGGCCCCAAGACCAUCCUCAAGUACAUGACGGACGGUAUGCUUCUGCGCGAGGCGAUGCAUGACCACGACAUGUCCCGGUACAGCUGCAUCAUACUCGACGAAGCGCACGAGAGAACGCUGUCUACCGAUAUUCUCAUGGCUCUGCUGAAGCAAAUCUCAAUGCGGAGAUCGGAUUUGAAAAUCAUCAUCAUGUCUGCCACUCUGGAUGCCCAGAAGUUUCAACGGUACUUCAACCAAGCACCUCUGCUCGCCGUCCCUGGACGAACCCACCCUGUCGAGAUUUUCUACACGGCAGAGCCGGAGAAGGAUUAUGUGGAGGCGGCCAUCCGAACAGUUCUCCAGAUCCAUGCGUCCGAGCCGGAGGGCGAUAUCCUGCUUUUCCUAACGGGAGAGGAUGAGAUCGAGGAUGCCUGUCGAAAAAUUGCGCUAGAGGCGGAGGAGUUGACCAGAGAGGUUGACUCCGGACCCCUCGCCGUCUACCCGCUCUACGGUACGCUACCGCCUCACCAGCAGCAGAAGAUCUUUGACAAGGCGCCCCCCCCACUCCGCAAAGGCGGACGUCCUGGUCGCAAAGUCAUCAUAUCGACCAACAUUGCCGAGACGAGUUUGACAAUCGACGGAAUUGUCUACGUCGUCGAUCCCGGCUUCAGCAAGCAAAAGAUUUACAACCCUCGAAUUCGAGUCGAGUCGCUUCUCGUUUCGCCUAUAUCCAAAGCCUCAGCACAGCAACGUGCCGGUCGAGCAGGACGUACGAAGCCAGGCAAAUGCUUCAGACUUUACACAGAACAGGCCUUCAAGAAGGAGCUCAUUGAACAGACGUACCCUGAAAUCCUCAGGUCGAACCUCGCCAACACGGUUCUCGAGCUCAAGAAGCUGGGCGUCGAGGACCUCGUCCAUUUCGAUCUAAUGGACCCGCCAGCGCCUGAGACGAUGAUGAGAGCACUGGAGGAGCUCAACUAUCUCGCUUGUCUCGAUGACGAAGGCGAGCUGACGACGCUGGGAAGUCUCGCCUCGGAGUUUCCUCUGGACCCGGCUCUAGCCGUCAUGUUGAUCUCGUCGCCCGAGUUCUACUGCUCCAACGAGAUUCUUUCCAUCACAUCCCUCUUGUCUGUUCCUCAGAUAUGGGUCCGGCCGGCGAACAACCGCAAGCGAGCGGACGAGAUGAAGGCGCAUUUCAGCCACCCAGACGGAGAUCACCUGACGUUGCUGAACGCCUAUCACGCGUUCAAGGGUCAAGAAGCGGCUGAUCCAAGCAGCGCCAAGACAUGGUGCCAUGAACACUUCCUCUCCUUUCGGCAUCUAUCCAGCGCCGACAGCGUGCGGACGCAGCUGAAACGGAUCAUGGAUACGCACGGAUUGGACCUGGUGUCGACACCGUUCGAGGACAAGAGCUACUACACCAACAUUCGUCGCGCCCUCCUCGCCGGCUUUUUCAUGCAGGUGGCCAUGAAGGAGAGCUCUGGCAAGAUUUACCGAACGGUGAAGGACGACCAGGCCGUUCUGAUACACCCCUCGACCGUGCUGCGUACCGAGUUCGACUGGGUGCUCUACAAUGAGUUUGUCCUGACCUCCAAGCAGUACAUCCGCACAUGUAUCGGAAUCCGUCCGGAGUGGUUGCUCGAAAUCGCACCGACGUACUACGAUAUCAAUACGUUCGAGUCUGGAGAAAUCAAGCGAUCUCUCACUCGGGCGGCGGAGAAGAAGCGACGAAAGGAGGCGAUGAAAGCAGGUCGGUGA